GCCAGCCCGGCUGACUGGGCCGGUGGCAGGAGCGCCGCGCGCCGCCAGCCGCGGGGGGCGGGGGAUGGGGGAGGCAGGAGAGGUGGGCGCCCGCGCGGAUUAGAGCCAACCGCACACUUUGAAAGGGUGUCGAGCUGUGCAUCGCUCCUGCGCCCCGGGAACUUCAAAGCGGCCCGCGGUGCCCCGGCCGCCUCGCUCCGCUCUGGGGCCUCGCAGCCCGCGCACGGCGCCUGGUGGCCAUGACCCGAGCGCUCCGCCAGGCUCUCCUGCUGCUCACCGCGGCCGCCGCUCUCUCCACAGGUUUGAAGUGUGUUUGUCUUUUGUGUGACUCUUCAAAUUUUACCUGCCAAACAGAAGGAGCAUGUUGGGCUUCCGUCAUGCUAACCAAUGGAAAGGAACAGGUGAUCAAAUCCUGUGUCUCUCUCCCAGAAUUAAAUGCACAAGUCUUCUGUCAUAGUUCCAACAAUGUUACCAAAACGGAAUGCUGCUUCACAGAUUUUUGCAACAACAUAACACUGCACCUUCCAACAGCAUCACCAAAUGCCCCAAAACUUGGACCCAUGGAGCUGACCAUCAUUAUUACUGUGCCAGUGUGCCUCCUGUCCAUAGCUGCAGUGCUGACAGUAUGGGCAUGCCAAGCUCGACAGUGCACCUACAGAAAGAAAAAGAGGCCGAAUGUGGAGGAACCCCUCUCUGAGUGCAAUCUGGUAAAUGCUGGAAAAACUCUAAAAGACCUGAUUUAUGAUGUGACUGCCUCUGGAUCUGGCUCUGGUCUACCUCUGUUGGUUCAGAGAACAAUUGCGAGGACGAUUGUACUUCAGGAAAUAGUAGGAAAAGGUAGAUUUGGUGAGGUCUGGCAUGGAAGAUGGUGUGGGGAAGAUGUGGCUGUGAAAAUAUUCUCCUCCAGAGAUGAAAGAUCUUGGUUUCGAGAGGCAGAAAUUUAUCAGACGGUUAUGCUGAGACAUGAAAACAUCCUUGGUUUCAUUGCUGCUGACAACAAAGAUAAUGGAACUUGGACUCAACUUUGGCUUGUCUCUGAAUAUCAUGAACAGGGCUCCUUAUAUGACUAUUUGAACAGAAACAUAGUGACAGUGGCUGGAAUGAUCAAACUGGCACUUUCGAUAGCUAGUGGUCUGGCCCACCUUCAUAUGGAGAUUGUUGGUACACAAGGUAAACCUGCUAUCGCUCAUCGAGAUAUAAAAUCAAAAAAUAUCUUAGUGAAAAAAUGUGAAACUUGUGCCAUAGCAGACUUAGGGUUGGCUGUGAAGCAUGAUUCAAUACUGAACACUAUUGAUAUACCUCAGAAUCCUAAAGUGGGAACCAAAAGGUACAUGGCCCCUGAAAUGCUUGAUGAUACAAUGAAUGUGAAUAUCUUUGAGUCCUUCAAACGAGCUGACAUCUAUUCUGUUGGUCUGGUUUACUGGGAAAUAGCCCGGAGGUGUUCAGUUGGAGGAAUUGUGGAGGAGUACCAGUUGCCUUAUUACGACAUGGUGCCUUCAGAUCCCUCAAUAGAGGAAAUGAGGAAAGUUGUUUGUGACCAGAAGUUCCGACCGAGUAUCCCAAACCAGUGGCAAAGCUGUGAGGCACUCCGAGUCAUGGGGAGAAUAAUGCGUGAGUGUUGGUAUGCCAAUGGGGCAGCCCGCCUAACCGCCCUUCGGAUUAAGAAGACUAUUUCUCAACUUUGUGUCAAAGAAGACUGCAAAGCCUGAUGAUGAGAAUCAUGUUAAAAAGAAAUCUCUUACAGCUUUCUUUCUCAUUUUUCCUUUUCAUGUGAUUUUUUUGCCUUUGUGUUGUCGUUGUUGUUCUACCUCAGAGAUAAUACAGUACAGUAUUCAAGUGCCCAAAGGCACCAUGAAAAAGAUAACUCUAAAGUCAAGCAUGAGAGGGAGUUGACUUCAUCCGCUCCCCAUGUUGUCCUUAUUAUUAUUAUUUUUUUUGAGAAGCAACACAUCUAUUCAUCUCUUUAUUUAAGGAAGAUAUUGCAAAAGUGUAAAAUAAGCUAUAUAAAAUAAUAAAAGUUAUUAGGUUUUACUUUACUUGAAUCAGGAGCACAUGAAUGAAUCGAAAAGAAAAUGUAAAAGCCCAUUUAUUUUCCUGAGAUGAAAACAUGUUCAUAAAAAAUGUGAACUGGAACAUGUUAUAUCUAAACAAAGCUUUAGAUCAUAUAAUCUAUGGUUUUCUCUAUUUAAAAAAAUUGAACAGGAUCUUUAAAAAAAUUAAAUAUUACUCUGAACCUUAGCAUACAAAACAUGUAAAAGUGGAGCUGCUUAUUGGAAGAUGGAAGUGAGGUCAGAUCACUUACUUGGUUUCUCCUCCCAUGUUCUACUCUUCAUAGUUCACUGACAUAGCAGCUCCUGAGGCAAACAGUUUGAAAAUCACUAAGGGUGUUACUUUCUCAUAUUUACAAAUGAGACACCUGACAUCUUGAAACACUGAGAAAUGUCCCAAAGUCACAUAGCUAGUGAUAGAAUUGGCACUAGUUCCAAAUCUUGUGAUAAUCCACACUGUAAAGUUAGCUAGAUCCCUACUUUUCCUUUAAUUCCCAUAGUAUUUUUCUCCCUAUGCAGAAACAUCUUUCAUGAUGAUAUUUAUGGUUUAGUCAAACAGAAGACAAAUUAAGUUAUUUUGCAGAAUCAUAGUGGACCUGUAUGAACUCUCAGGACAAUAUCCACCCACAUUUUCCUCAUAGAAAUUCCCUAGUCACCCUAUUUGUUAGAUGAGUAUUAAUAUUUUCUGAAUACUUUCAGAGGUUAAUCAGCCAUAAAAAUCAUUGUCAGAGAUGUCUUUAGGAUGAAUUUCAGUGAUCCCUACUAUUUUGCACAUACACAUUUAGAAAGAAAAGAACAGAAAAGGAAGAGGCUACUAGGAGAUAUUUUGGGGGGAAAUGAAGAAAACUCUUAUUAAAUGAAGUAUAAUAGCCAUACCUGACAGAGGAUAUCAGUAACUGUGAGGAGAUAAUCUUUCUCUACCCUUUCAAAAUGGGCAGUGGGUACUGAAGAAGUCUCAUGAUAAUUUUGCCUUUAUUCUACUUGCUGUGCAGACAGAAGUGAUGAAUUCUGAAUAAAAUAAGGAAUUCCCUUAAAAUCUAUAAUUCUGCUUCGUUGAAGGAAGAUUUAUCAUGGUAUCUUUUAUUUUUCUAAAAUAUUAUUUCCUAAACUCAGUUUCUUAGAACCCUUUUCUGAGAUGAUCCAAGACCAAAAGUGUUCUUUGGUAGAUUCUUAGAAAGUGAUAGAGCAUAUUAGCAUAUCAUGUGCUUUGUGGAGUCUAGCAGUAAAGAAAUGUUGCUUGAAUUUCUUUAAAAUGGAUUUCCCAAUUUUUUUGACCAUGGAACUGUUUCAUUAAAAAUAUGGGAAAACUUU
Camelus dromedarius (Arabian camel) is the source of this 3359-nucleotide messenger RNA. RefSeq names its product activin A receptor type 1C (gene ACVR1C). The transcript is spliced from 9 exons. The record is from RefSeq and is a predicted model, not a curated record. NCBI's taxonomy places the organism in Eukaryota, Metazoa, Chordata, Mammalia, Artiodactyla, Camelidae. Gene Ontology annotation, molecular function: ATP binding; activin receptor activity, type I. Bases 240 to 1709 code for a protein of 489 amino acids. Gene Ontology annotation, biological process: nervous system development; cellular response to growth factor stimulus; activin receptor signaling pathway. Gene Ontology annotation, cellular component: plasma membrane; activin receptor complex.